CAGACAUACGAUAACGAAAACACAUAAUGGAUACUCAAGGGAUCGUAGAAGAAGCAACAAUGCAAGAAAAUCCUAACAACAAGUAUGAACUCACAAUCGACGAGGUGAUCGAGCAACACAUCGGACCAUCUGGAUUUGCUGAGAUCCUACAUGCUCUCUUCGUCUCUAUCCCUGUGCUCUUCGACGCCCAAACCAGUUUCAUAUCAAUCUAUUCCGACCGUCAGCCUGCUGCGAGACUUGUAGCAACCGGCACCGCUAUAGAGAGUUCAUCGUUGUGUGGAUUGCCCACCGAUAAAUGGGAGUGGAUCGGAGGAAAGAGAAGCAGUGUCGUUUCGGAAUGGAAUCUCAUAUGUCAACAUAAAUUUCUAGUUGCUCUUCCCUCCACGUUAUUCUUCGUGGGCUCACUUGUCGGUUCCGGUGUCUCCGGAAUUCUUGCCGAUUCAUCACUUGGUCGGAAAAAAACUCUGUUUCUCUCUUGUUUCUUGGCGUUCAGCACGGCAUUUUCUAUCUCCUUCUCUCCAAACAUAUGGAUCUAUGCAUUCUUGCGCUUCAUGAAUGGCUUUUUCAGAUCGGGAAUUGGGUCAUGUUGUGUUGUACUCGCGACCGAGACGGUUGGUAAAAAGUGGCGAGGCCAAACCGGGCAAUAUGGGUUUUUUUUCUUCGCGAUGGGACUCCUUUCGUUGCCAGUGAUGGCAUAUUUCGAAAGGAGUUCAUGGAGAAAUCUCUACCGAACGAUGUCUUACCUGCUUCUGGGGUACGCCCUACUUAUGCUACCGUUUUCCUUGGAAUCUCCACGCUGGCUCCUUAUAAAAGGACGCAACAACGAGGCGAUAACGGUGUUGAAGAAAUUGGCUAGGCUCAACGGGAAAAAACUUCCAGCGGAUCUUAAGCUUAUUGAUCCUCCGAAAAGAGUUAAUCAAAGUUCAUCAGAAAAGCUAUGGAAGAGGAAAUGGGCAGUGAAAAGGGUGUUAAUGGUAAUGAUCGCUGGGUUUGGUACUGGGUUUGUGUAUUAUGGGAUUCAACUAAACGCCGAGAAUCUAAAGUUCAAUCUUUAUAUUGCGGUUCUUGUUAAUGGUGUGAUGGAGAUUCUGGCGUUUUUUGUUGGCACGGUUCUACUUGGAAUCAUGAACCGCCGCCCUUUAUUUUCAAGUUUGUCAUUUGUUGCGGGACUUUUCUGUAUAAUCUGUGGGGUACUCUCCCUCCAGGACACAACAGCCACAAAAUGGCUGCAACUUGCCGUCGUGGCUUUGGGUUUUUUCGCAUCUGGACUCGCGUACAAUAUCCUGUACACGUACUGCAUUGAAUUAUUUCCAACAGCUGUGAGAAACUUAGCAGUUUCACUUCUCCGUCAGGCGUUUAUGCUAGGAGCGGCUGCGGCGCCAUGGCUAGUUGCAGUAGGAAGAAAAAGUCCAAUAUGGUCCUUCAUAACCUUCGGCGUUGUAUCAGUUUUAACCGGCCUUGUAAGUUUCUUCCUAAAAGAAACUCGGAAUGUCCCGUUUUGCGAGACCCUCUCGCAGCAAAAGCAAGCUGAAGAAGUUCCGAACUGAACUGAACACUCUCUCUCGUAGUCGUACUUAUAUCUU
Molecule: messenger RNA, 1583 nt
Organism: Arabidopsis arenosa
Lineage: Eukaryota; Viridiplantae; Streptophyta; Magnoliopsida; Brassicales; Brassicaceae
Source: the annotation of a GenBank genome assembly